CGUUUAUCAUCCCUACCCGCAACAAACCGAACGGCCGCGCGAACGAUAUCAAGAAGGCAAAUCAGUCUGUGGAAAGCCGAGAGCGGAUAUUUCUACGAAGGGAAUUAGGAUCUAAGGUUACUUAAUGGUACUACUGGACGUCUAGAAGACCUUCUCGAAUCUCAGAUCUCAGUGACAUAGCGUGACAGCGCUCUUGCGCUGCGCAAACAUCAAUCGCCAGCAAGAUGGUGAAAGGUGCCGUAGGACCGGGAGUGUAUAGCGCAACAUACAGUAACAUUCCGGUGUAUGAGUUCCAAUUCGGUGUCGAUCUGAAAGAGCAUGUUAUGCGCCGGAGGCACGACGACUGGAUCAAUGCGACGCACAUCUUGAAAGCCGCUGGAUUUGAUAAGCCUGCCAGAACGAGAAUCCUGGAGCGCGAGGUUCAGAAAGAGUUGCACGAAAAAGUUCAAGGUGGCUACGGAAAGUACCAAGGAACAUGGGUGCCUCUCGAAAAGGGCGAAGAACUGGCGCAUCGCAACGGUAUUUAUGAGAAGUUGCGCACAAUCUUUGAAUUCGUUCCUGGCAACGAUAGCCCUCCUCCAGCACCAAAGCAUACGACGAACAAGCCGAAAGCGCCCAAGAAGCCUGCAGUGCCUAAGUUCCACAGCACACCCGCACCAGCUCGGAUAGAGGAAGAUCAGUAUGACAAUAUCAGCGCGCAACUCAACGACGAUGAGACGCCAGACGAUGCCACUGUGGCUUCGGCGUCGUUUAUGGGCGAGGAUGAUCGCUAUGAUCUCUCUGCUCCUUCUACCGCUCACCGAAAGCGAAAGCGCGAUGAGGCGACUGUGAGCCUGUCCGACCAAUACCACAUGGCUUACUCGGACGAGCUUCUGGACUACUUUAUGCUCGCCCAAGCCAGCGAACCUGCCUCGCGUCCCGAGCCGCCACCAAACUUUCAACCCGACUGGCUUAUCGACUCGGAUGGUCACACUGCACUCCAUUGGGCCAGUGCCAUGGGAGACAUUGACGUGAUGAAACAGCUCAAGCGCUUCGGUGCCAAUCUCUCGUGCAGGAAUAUCCGCGGCGAAACCCCUCUCAUGCGCUCCGUCCUUUUCACAAACUGCCUCGACAAGCAAUCCAUGCCCCGCGUUGUCCAGGAGUUGAUCUCGACAAUUGACUGCGUGGAUGCCCACGGCGCAACCGCGAUUCACCACGCUGUCGCCUUGACCCACUCCCGCACUAAACUCCACUGCGCUAGAUACUACCUUGACGUGGUGCUCAACAAGCUCUCCGAGACAACCGAGCAGGAUGAGGUUCGCCGCCUCCUCGACAUCCAGGACUCGAACGGCGACACAGCAUGUCACAUCUCCGCGACUAACAAGGCCCGAAAAUGCGUACGGGCUCUCAUCGGCCGCGGAGCCAGCACCGACAUCCCAAAUAAUGCAGGCGUACGCGCGGACGAGCUGAUCCAGGAGCUAAACAACACUCGUCGCGAACGCAACCUUGCCGCAUCCUCGUCCCCAUUUGCGCCAGACUCGCAACGCCAGAUGACGUCGUUCCAUGACAUCAACAUUUCGCAAUCGACUCCUAACGCCAGCCAACACCUCAGUUCAGCGCUGGCUUCGCGGAAAGAGGCGCAUCACAGCGAAGCGGCGCAAUCUGUCUCGACGAAACUGAUGCCUCUCAUGGCGGAGAAAUUCAUGGACCUAGCGCGCAGUUUUGAUGAGGAGCUGCUCGACCGGGAGAACAGCGAGAGGGAGGCUAAGCGGAUCCUGCAGAGCUCACAGGUGGAGCUCGCGACGAUCCAGCGGCAAAUCCACGAGCUGGGGAAUGUGGAGGAGGAUGACAGUGCGGUUCAGAAUGAGGUGAACCAGCUGGCGCAUGCGCAGCAGCGAGUAGUAAGUCUUGUAGAACAGCAGCAGGCGAUUAUGCUUGGUGCGGGGGCGGCGCAGGAGGAGAGCAUGGCGAAUGGAAAUGGGCAUGAGGAAGGUGGGGUGGAGGGUUUAGCGGAGCUUCUGAGGGCGCUGUUGGAGGAGCAGGGGAGGAGACAGGGGUUAGUAACUGAGUAUGCGGGCGCGAUGGCUGAUGUGGGGAUGGGGGAGAAGGGAGGGAUGUAUAGGAAGCUUACAGCUAAGUGUUUAGGACUUAGCGAGGAAGAGGUGGAUGAACGACUGGAUGGGCUUCUCGGUGUGUUGGAAGAGGAUGGGGGUGCCGAGGGAUAAAGAAACGAGAGCCGAACGAGGUUGGAGUAGGUAGUAGUCUGUUUGGGUAUUUCGGGUUUCCUCGACGGAUCGAAUCACCGCCGGGUUGUUGGAUUAAAGGAGUCAUGGGCGCCACAUGAUGGUAUGGAGUUCUCUGGUUGUUUUGUUUGAUUGGUGGCUAUCUGGAUUAUAACGAUGAUAUGCCCGGCGGUUGACGACCUUUUGAAAGGUUAUAUUUGAAUACGUUCGUCAGUAUCGCAAACGAAAAGGUUCA
This is a messenger RNA of Pseudogymnoascus destructans, 2457 nucleotides long. RefSeq lists its product as uncharacterized. Gene Ontology annotation, cellular component: SBF transcription complex; MBF transcription complex. Lineage: Eukaryota; Fungi; Ascomycota; Leotiomycetes; Thelebolales; Thelebolaceae. The coding region runs from base 225 to 2204 and encodes 659 amino acids. The transcript is spliced from 4 exons. Gene Ontology annotation, molecular function: DNA binding; protein binding; transcription regulator activity. The record is from RefSeq and is a predicted model, not a curated record.